Messenger RNA from Pseudogymnoascus destructans, 2543 nucleotides. RefSeq lists its product as uncharacterized. NCBI's taxonomy places the organism in Eukaryota, Fungi, Ascomycota, Leotiomycetes, Thelebolales, Thelebolaceae. Bases 1 to 2475 code for a protein of 824 amino acids. The transcript is spliced from 2 exons. The record is from RefSeq and is a predicted model, not a curated record.
AUGAACUGGACCGGUGGACGCCUUUCGAGGCAUUCUCGCAGAGCUGAUAGCUCAACUACCAGUAAACAGAAACAGCACUUUGCAAAGGUGCGCAGCCAUUUGAUGAGUGGCUCCGUGAAGAAAGGUCCAGCUAAACGUCCGAACUUUGACAUGGCAGCCCCGCGACCUCCUGAUGGGUUGCGUAUUAGAGAUGGAACCGUUAGAACUCAGCCAGGGCAGCCAUUGGCACCUUUGAGUCAUGAUCUACAUACUUACCACGGUGUAUAUGUCGAAAACAAGCGUCCAGGCCGUGCAGACAUCUGUCGUCAUGGACAGCCGGGUUAUUUAGGCUCGAACGAGGUGUCCAAGAGUUCAAUUCACAGCUACGAAACGAAACCAGAGCCGAUUAUCAACAUAGAGCCCGUCGAUGGGGACUAUGAAGAGCAAGACGACAUGGAAGCGAUACGACGGAAACGGUUUCGGAUUCUUCGCGAGGGUGACUGGCUAGGACUGAGCAUACAACGUCCACUUCAACUCAAGUACAUGGAGUCAGAAAGCCGGGAUGCGAUUGGUAAACGGAGAAAGUUGAAUGCUGGCUAUGGAGCACAGUAUUCAAGAGUCCAGGACAAGAUUACCUCUCCGUUUGCACCCAAUCGUCAUAUUCCAAGCAGAGAGAUAUUCCCGAACCAUGGUGAGAAUCAGCCGCAAUCAAUGCAAUACGGACAGACCCCAGGCGCAAAGGGAAGUGUCAGAAUAUUUAUAGACGGCCGAGAAAGACAUGUCAGAGAAAGUUCGGGUAGUGUCAUAAACCAGCCACAUCCCGAGUAUGUUCAAUCAUCAGCGUCGUCAGAUGUGAUGCUGCUUGAUUUAGAGGGUAGCAGAUCGAGACCAAGACUGCCACAUCAACGAAGUUCAGACAUGGCCAACAGCAGUGAGUGCUUUCUAGAACCUGUGGAACAUGGUCGCCAGGGCUCUGAAGAGAAAUCAAUGUCAUCAAUUGGUAAAUACCCAAGCUCAGGACCUCGGAUUCACCAAAUAAGAGGACCAACUCGAAAUAUGUAUCCCCCCAGUCUACAAAUCCAGAGCAGCCCGAUACUUACCAUUGAUCGCACAAAAACCAACUGGCCAGGCGCUUCGCCAGUUAUCUACCACCCAACCCCCAAAAGCUCAACGACGUCACGACUCUUGCGAAGCAAUUCAUCGGUGUUUGAGGGUAGCGUUGCUGCUACGGCGGGAAGAAAAGGCAUAGUUACCGCUUCAGUUGCUCGAGAUGAAGAGAUGUGGAGGAGUUGGCUAGUUGCAGAGAGUGACGAACAACAAUCUCCUGCCUGGCCUGCGGACGACGAAAGCGAUCAACUUGCGCCUGAUAUUCCUAGUACCAGCUACAACACUACACAAAGUAGAUCGCCUGGGUUGUCGUAUGCUGAUCCAAGUACCCGAGACGAUGAAUCUGGUCAUGGGAGGGAGCUCAUACCCUCGAUUCAAAACUCUACAUCAUCAGUCAAUGGGUCUCCCAAUGACGAGAAUAGUGGAAAUAAUAAUACAAAGCCGAGUUUUCGAACGGGAAUAUCGAAGCCUCGCGGACCAGGAACUGACGAUAUCCAACUGCCCAGUGUCUCCCCAAGAAGGCAACCGAAGGAAGAGAACCGGAACACUGCAUGGGAAAAGUUUGUACUCGCCGGGCCGAGUGAAAACCUGGCAGAUCUCGCUAUCGAACCUCCCCAAAAAGUUGCCCAAGAAGACCCAGAUGCGGCAUGGAAGAAGUUCGUGCUGUCAAGCGACUCCGAUGAUGAUAGUAGUGCUUCUAGCACAGAGAACGAAGCAGAAUCAAAGACGAGUGCCUCUCAGAAGCGGAUGCAGAAGUCAUCGUCGAAGAUAUCGUUGCAAGUCAAUCCUGCAGAAACAGUGGUCCACUCAGACCCGCGGCUUGACCACAGCAGUGGCGCUACCUCUGCUAGAGUGACCUACAACCCAUCGACACGUCUUACGCCUUCUAGGUCUAACGGCAGUGAGGCAAGUGUGAGACUCUCGGGAACCUCAAUGUAUACAGAUGGCUCAGCAAGUGAAGCCAGUCAAGCAUCCAGAUACUUUCCACAAGCAACCAGCAAACUCUCCCAAAGGGUCGUCAAUAAGCGAAAUUUGGAAGAUCCUCUCGCACGAUACAUGCCUCGACAACCGGAGUCAGAGUGCGACAUUGUCAUGGCCAAGGAAGCACAGCUCCCAGCGCGAAACGAGUCUUUUGAGCGUGGACUGGAUGACUCUUUGAAGCAGGCGCUGCAUCUUGGAAGGAGAUAUUCGAAGCAGGAAAAGGAGAGGCAUGUGGAACAGAAAAAGGAGACAUAUACGAACCAGGAGAAGGUCAGAUAUGGGGAACAGGAAAAGGGAGGGUAUGUGAAGCAGAAAAACGAGGGCUAUGAGAAGAGGAAAAGUAAGGAAACUAGGGAUAUUUAUGAUAUUCCGAUAUCUGAUGAUACUGAGGAGGUGGAUGACGUAUAAAGCUCUGGCCACUUACCCACGAGCUGGGACUUCACAAAUUUGCAUUUAUGUUGCCCGUCACAGUGGAG